Physella acuta is the source of this 2634-nucleotide messenger RNA. Its product is annotated as serine/arginine repetitive matrix protein 1-like. The record is from RefSeq and is a predicted model, not a curated record. NCBI's taxonomy places the organism in Eukaryota, Metazoa, Mollusca, Gastropoda, Physidae.
AUGAAAACAUGUCUGAGUGAUGUGAUAACUCUAUCUAUAACUACAGACAGGCGGGGUAACUCCUCCAUAGCCACAGACAGGCGGGGUAACUCCUCCAUAGACAGGCGGGGUAACUCCUCCAUAGACAGGCGGGGUAACUCCUCCAUAGCCACAGACAGGCGGGGUAACUCCUCCAUAGACAGGCGGGGUAACUCCUCCAUAGACAGGCGGGGUAACUCCUCCAUAGACAGGCGAGGUAACUCCUCCAUAUACAGGCGGGGUAACUCCUCCAUAGACAGACGGGGUAACUCCCCCACAGACAGGCGGGGUAACUCCCCCACAGACAGGCGGGGUAACUCCUCCAUAGCCACAGACAGGCGGGGUAACUCCCCCACAGACAGGCGGGGUAACUCCCCCAUAACUACAGACAGGCGGGGUAACUCCCCCACAGACAGGCGGGGUAACUCCCCCACAGACAGGCGGGGUAACUCCCCCACAGACAGGCGGGGUAACUCCUCCAUAACUACAGACAGGCGGGGUAACUCCCCCACAGACAGGCGGGGUAACUCCCCCACAGACAGGCGGGGUAACUCCCCCACAGACAGGCGGGGUAACUCCUCCAUAACUACAGACAGGCGGGGUAACUCCCCCACAGACAGGCGGGGUAACUCCUCCAUAACUACAGACAGGCGGGGUAACUCCUCCAUAACUACAGACAGGCGCGUUCACUCCAGUCGCUUACCUCCCCCUGCUGACAGUUCACUCCAGUCACCUCCCCCUGCUGACAGUUCACUCCAGUCACCUCCCCCUGCUGACAGUUCACUCCAGUCACCUCCCCCUGCUGACAGUUCACUCCAGUCGCCUCCCCCUGCUGACAGUUCACUCCAGUCGCUUGUCUCCCCUGCUGACAUUCACUCCAGUCGCUUACCUCCCCCUGCUGACAGUUCACUCCAGUCACCUCCCCCUGCUGACAGUUCACUCCAGUCACCUCCCCCUGCUGACAGUUCACUCCAGUCACCUCCCCCUGCUGACAGUUCACUCCAGUCGCCUCCCCCUGCUGACAGUUCACUCCAGUCGCUUGUCUCCCCUGCUGACAGUUCACUCCAGUCACCUCCCCCUGCUGACAGUUCACUCCAGUCACCUCCCCCUGCUGACAGUUCACUCCAGUCGCCUCCCCCUGCUGACAGUUCACUCCAGGACAAAACCAACCAAGGCCCUCGGUGCCACAGGCCAACCAAGGCCCUCGGUGCCACAGGCCAACCAAGGCCCUCGGUGCCACAGGCCAACCAAGGCCCUCGGUGCCACAGGCCAAACAAGGCCCUCGGUGCCACAGGCCAACCAAGGCCCUCUGUGCCACAGGCCAACCAAGGCCCUCGGUGCCACAGACAAAACCAACCAAGGCCCUCUGUGCCACAGGCCAACCAAGGCCCUCGGUGCCACAGGCCAAACAAGGCCCUCGGUGCCACAGGCCAACCAAGGCCCUCUGUGCCACAGGCCAACCAAGGCCCUCUGUGCCACAGGCCAAACAAGGCCCUCUGUGCCACAGGCCAAACAAGGCCCUCUGUGCCACAGGCCAAACAAGGCCCUCGGUGCCACAGACAAAACCAACCAAGGCCCUCGGUGCCACAGGUAAACCAAGGCCCUCGGUGCCACAGGCCAACCAAGGCCCUCGGUGCCACAGGCCAACCAAGGCCCUCGGUGCCACAGACAAAACCAACCAAGGCCCUCGGUGCCACAGACAAAACCAACCAAGGCCCUCGGUGCCACAGGCCAACCAAGGCCCUCGGUGCCACAGACAAAACCAACCAAGGCCCUCGGUGCCACAGGCCAACCAAGGCCCUCGGUGCCACAGACAAAACCAACCAAGGCCCUCGGUGCCACAGGCCAAACAAGGCCCUCGGUGCCACAGACAAAACCAACCAAGGCCCUCGGUGCCACAGGCCAACCAAGGCCCUCGGUGCCACAGACAAAACCAACCAAGGCCCUCGGUGCCACAGGCCAAACAAGGCCCUCGGUGCCACAGACAAAACCAACCAAGGCCCUCGGUGCCACAGACAAAACCAACCAAGGCCCUCGGUGCCACAGGCCAACCAAGGCCCUCUGUGCCACAGGCCAACCAAGGCCCUCGGUGCCACAGGCCAAACAAGGCCCUCUGUGCCACAGGCCAACCAAGGCCCUCGGUGCCACAGGCCAACCAAGGCCCUCGGUGCCACAGGCCAACCAAGGCCCUCGGUGCCACAGGCCAACCAAGGCCUUCGGUGCCACAGGCCAACCAAGGCCUUCGGUGCCACAGACAAAACCAACCAAGGCCCUCUGUGCCACAGGCCAAACAAGGCCCUCUGUGCCACAGGCCAACCAAGGCCCUCGGUGCCACAGACAAAACCAACCAAGGCCCUCGGUGCCACAGACAAAACCAACCAAGGCCCUCGGUGCCACAGACAAAACCAACCAAGGCCCUCGGUGCCACAGACAAAACCAACCAAGGCCCUCGGUGCCACAGACAAAACCAACCAAGGCCCUCGGUGCCACAGGCCAACCAAGGCCCUCGGUGCCACAGACCAACCAAGGCCCUCGGUGCCACAGACCAACCAAGGCCCUCGGUGCCACAGACAAUGCCAGUCAAACGGUCUGGCCAGGAAAUGGUCAGCUACAUAA